AUGCCUCCGGCUCGCACCGCCGCCGUCAAGCACGCGCGGCAGGAGCGCUCGAUCUCCAACGGCCAGUACUACGUCCUGCUGAUCGCGUCGCUGCUGCUGCUCGCGACCGCCUCGUUCCGCGUCGCCUACCUGGCGCUGGAGGCGAUCACACACGGGCUGCGCUGGAGCCGGCUGCUCUGGUCGUCGCAGCACGAGGAGUUCCGCGUCUGGACGGGGAUGGUGUGCUCCGACCCGUGGCAGGCGGAGACGGUGCUUUGCCAGGCGGCGGGCGGGUCGUGGCUCGCGCGGGAGCUGAUCCGGGCUAAGCUGGCCACCGCCGAGGAGGACCAUUGCGGCCUCGACGCGCGCGCGGACGGCUGCCGCUUCGCGCCGUGCGCGGAGCGAGGCCUCUCGUCGGUGCUGCUCGGGCUGGCGGACUCGCGCUCGCCGCUCAACAACCCCUUCGACAAGCUGUACGAGCAGCGCCUCUUCACACCUGCAGCCGUGAGCAGGCGCUCGCCGCUCAACAACCCCUUCGACAAGCUCUGCGAGCAGCGCCUCUUCACACCUGCAGCCGUGAGCAGGCGCUCGCCGCUCAACAACCCCUUCGACAAGCUCUACGAGCAGCGCCUCUUCACACCUGCAGCCGUGAGCAGGCGCUCGCCGCUCAACAACCCCUUCGACAAGCUCUACGAGCAGCGCCUCUUCACACCUGCAGCCGUGAGCAGGCGCUCGCCGCUCAACAACCCCUUCGACAAGCUCUACGAGCAGCGCCUCUUCACACCUGCAGCCGUGAGCAGGCGCUCGCCGCUCAACAACCCCUUCGACAAGCUCUACGAGCAGCGCCUCUUCACACCUGCAGCCGUGAGCAGGCGCUCGCCGCUCAACAACCCCUUCGACAAGCACUACGAGCAGCGCCUCUUCACACCUGCAGCCGUGAGCAGGCGCUCGCCGCUCAACAACCCCUUCGACAAGCUCUACCUCCUCGACCGCGUCUUCCACGACUUCCCGUGGGGCGAGCGCGUCGAAGGCGACGGCGGCCGCUGGGGCACCUCCACGCUGCUCCGCUCCGGCACGGACCGGGCGAAGGCGUGGCUCUUCCACAAAGUCGUCUACCCGGCGCUGCGCGAGUGGGGCGUCGUCAUCGGGGGGUCCGCCAUCCCGCCGCCGCGAGAGUGCCGGGCGGGCGGGCUCGACUUGCCGCCCGCCGCGUCGGACCCCUUCUCGACGGCGGCGCAGAAGCUGUCGUCGCUGCCCGAGGCGGUGGCGACAACGGUGGGCGACACCGUCGCAGAGAUGUUCAGCUUCGCGCUCGAGGUGAGCGACUGGGUGACGGCGGCCGAGGCCGAGGCCGAGGAGGAGGACGCGCCAAAUGCGAAUACGUCGGAGAGCGAGGCGGCAGAAAGCGCGCCCCGCCGAAGGGUGAUGCUGGUGCAGCGCCAGCGCUUCCGCGCGGUGCGUUGA
This is a messenger RNA of Emiliania huxleyi CCMP1516, 1443 nucleotides long. RefSeq lists its product as hypothetical. Lineage: Eukaryota; Haptophyta; Isochrysidales; Noelaerhabdaceae. Bases 1 to 1443 code for a protein of 480 amino acids. The transcript is spliced from 7 exons. The record is from RefSeq and is a predicted model, not a curated record.